Molecule: messenger RNA, 6873 nt
Organism: Lonchura striata (white-rumped munia)
Lineage: Eukaryota; Metazoa; Chordata; Aves; Passeriformes; Estrildidae
Source: RefSeq, a predicted model, not a curated record
GGGGGCACAGAGGGAGGGGGGGAGAAGCACAGACUGCAGGGAGGGAGUCGGGCAGAGCAUCCCCACGGCAAUGUCCAAGGGCUUGAAGAAAAAAAGCCACUGGACGAGCAGAGUCCACGAGAUCGUGAUCGUGAGGAACCCGGAGGGACAGCUGGGCUUCGAGCUGAAGGGGGGCGCCGAGAAUGGCCAGUUCCCCUACCUGGGGGAAGUGAAGCCCGGCAAGGUGGCCUAUGAGGGCGGCAGCAAGUUGGUGCCGGAGGAGCUGCUGCUGGAGGUAAACGAGACCCCCGUGGCCGGGCUCACCAUCAGGGAUGUGCUGGCCGUGAUCAAGCACUGCAAGGACCCCAUCCGCCUCAAGUGCGUCAAGCAAGGAGGCAUCGUUGAUAAGGACCUUCGUCACUACCUCAAUCUGCGGUUCCAGAAAGGCUCGGUGGACCAUGAGCUCCAGCAGAUCAUAAGAGACAACCUCUACCUCCGCACGGUGCCAUGCACCACAAGGCCACAUAAGGAGGGGGAAGUCCCUGGUGUGGACUAUAUUUUCAUCACUGUUGAAGAUUUUAUGGAAUUGGAGAAAAGUGGUGCUCUCCUAGAAAGUGGAACAUAUGAAGACAACUAUUACGGCACUCCAAAGCCUCCAGCAGAACCGGCUCCGUUGCUGUUAAAUGUGACAGACCAGAUCCUCCCAGGAGCCACUCCCGGGGCUGAAGGCAAACGUAAAAGGAAUAAGUCUGUGAGCAAUAUGGAGAAGACAGGCAUUGAACCACCAGAGGAAGAAGAGGAAGAAAGACCUGUGGUCAAUGGAAAUGACGUGACAGUAACACCAGAAUCAAGUGAACAUGAAGAGAAGAGUACAGCUGUCUCGGGUGAGGCAUCUACCACCCAGCCUUGUCCUGCACCAGGAUAUGGUCAGCCUGAAGAAGCAAAGGAGGAUAUGGAUGUAACAAAACAGACUAAACCUGAAGAGAAUGAUGACUUGGGCCCACUGCCUGAUAACUGGGAAAUGGCUUAUACAGAAAAGGGGGAAGUCUACUUUAUUGACCAUAACACAAAGACAACAUCAUGGCUGGAUCCACGACUUGCGAAAAAGGCUAAACCUCCAGAAGAGUGCAAAGAAAAUGAGCUUCCAUAUGGCUGGGAGAAAAUUGAUGAUCCCAUUUAUGGCACUUAUUAUGUUGACCACAUAAAUAGAAGAACUCAAUUUGAAAACCCUGUCCUAGAAGCAAAAAGGAAGCUACAGCAGCAUAACAUGCCCAACGCAGAACUUGGAACAAAGCCUAUGCAGGCCCAAGGUUUCCGAGAAAAACCACUCUUCACCCGUGAUGCAUCACAGCUGAAGGGGACUUUCCUCAGUACAACUCUUAAGAAAAGCAACAUGGGUUUUGGAUUUACCAUCAUUGGUGGGGAUGAGCCGGAUGAGUUUCUCCAGGUGAAGAGUGUAAUUCCUGAUGGGCCUGCUGCACAAGAUGGGAAAAUGGAAACAGGUGAUGUGAUUGUCUAUAUUAAUGAAGUUUGUGUCCUUGGACAUACUCACGCAGAUGUAGUCAAACUCUUCCAGUCUGUUCCUAUUGGUCAGAGUGUCAACUUGGUGCUAUGUCGUGGAUACCCUUUGCCCUUUGAUCCUGAAGAUCCUGCCAACAGCAUGGUGCCACCCCUUGCAGUAAUGGAGAGGCCUCCGGUAGUGGUAAAUGGAAGACAUAACUAUGAAACUUAUUUGGAAUACAUUUCUAGGACUUCUCAGUCUGUUCCAGACGUAACAGAUCGACCACCACACUCCUUGCACUCCAUUCCAGCAGAUAGUCAGCUUGAUAGCACAUUCCCACCACCUGCCCAUGAUGAUAAUGUAUCAAUGGCUUCUUCUGGGGCCACCCAAGCUGAACUCAUGACCUUAACCAUUGUGAAAGGGGCCCAGGGCUUUGGCUUCACUAUAGCAGACAGUCCUACAGGACAGAGGGUGAAGCAAAUUCUAGACAUUCAGGGAUGUCCUGGUUUGUGUGAAGGUGACCUCAUUGUUGAGAUCAACCAGCAGAAUGUACAGAACCUGAGCCAUGCAGAAGUAGUGGAUAUACUUAAAGAAUGUCCUGUUGGAAGUGAAACUUCUUUGAUUAUCCAUAGAGGAGGUUUCUUUUCUCCAUGGAAAACUCCAAAGCCUAUGAUGGAACGAUGGGAGAAUCAAGGCAGCCCUCAAACAAGUGUGUCUGCUCCAGCUAUGCCACAGAAUAUUCCCUAUCCACCCACUCUUCACAGGAGUUCAUUUCCUGAUUCAACAGAGGCCUUUGAUCCACGAAAACCUGACCCAUAUGAGCUGUAUGAGAAAUCAAGAGCUAUUUAUGAAAGUAGGCAACAAGUGCUGCCCAGGACUGGUUUUCGAGCGGAUUCCUCUGGUCCCGAUUACAAGGAGCUGGAUGUUCACCUUCGGAGAAUGGAGUCUGGGUUUGGCUUCAGGAUCCUGGGAGGAGAUGAGCCUGGGCAGCCUAUUCUCAUCGGAGCAGUAAUUGCCAUGGGCUCAGCAGACCGAGAUGGUCGUCUCCAUCCUGGGGAUGAGCUGGUGUACGUAGAUGGGAUUCCAGUGGCCGGCAAAACCCACCGAUAUGUGAUUGAUCUUAUGCAUAACGCUGCCCGAAACGGGCAGGUGAAUCUUACUGUGAGGAGAAAGGUGCUACCCACAGAGUCCUCCAGCCAGAAAGGUGCCCCCGCGCCCGGUGCGACGCCCCCUCGCAGCUCCCCCAGCGCGAGGAAAAUGGCCAAUAACCAAGGAGAACCCUGCCCAGAGAAUGGCAGAAGCCCAGGCUCGGUGUCCACGCACCACAGCUCUCCAAGAAGUGACUACACGACCUAUGCCAACAGCAAUCACGCGGCCUCCGGCAGCAGUGCCACUCCUCCCGAGGGCUUCGCGUCGCACAGCCUGCAAACCAGCGACGUGGUCAUCCACCGCAAGGAGAACGAAGGCUUCGGCUUCGUCAUCAUCAGCUCCCUCAACAGGCCCGACUCUGGCUCCACAAUAACUGUACCCCAUAAAAUAGGGCGGAUAAUUGAUGGAAGCCCUGCGGAUCGCUGUGCAAAACUUAAAGUUGGAGACCGGAUCUUAGCUGUGAAUGGCCAGUCUAUUAUUAACAUGCCUCAUGCAGAUAUUGUGAAGCUAAUUAAAGAUGCAGGUCUCAGUGUAACUCUUCGCAUCAUUCCUCAGGAGGAGCUGAACAGCCCAGCCUCGGCCCCCGGCUCGGAGAAGCAGAGCCCCAUGGCCCAGCAGCACAGCCCCAUGGCCCAGCAGAGUCCCCUGGCGCAGCAGAGCCCCGUGGCCCAGCACAGCCCCGUGGCCCAGCCGCCACCUCCACAGCCCCUCCAGCCACAGGGACACGAGAACAGUUACAGGUCAGAAGUAAAAGCCAGGCAGGACGUGAAGCCUGACAUCCGGCAACCCCCGUUUACAGACUACAGGCAAUCCUCCACGGACUACCGGCAGCCCCCGCUGGACUACCGGCACCCGCCGGUGAUGGAUUACCAGCAGCCACCGCCGCUGGACUACAGGCAGCCCCCGCUGAUGGACUACAGGCAGCACUCCCCCGACACCAGGCAGUUCCCCCUGUCCGAGUACAGGCAGCCCCAGGACUUUGAUUAUUUCACCGUUGAUUUGGAGAAAGGAGCCAAAGGAUUUGGGUUUAGUAUCCGAGGAGGAAGGGAGUACAAAAUGGAUUUGUAUGUGUUGAGGUUAGCAGAAGAUGGACCAGCAGUAAGAAAUGGAAGGAUGAGGGUAGGAGAUCAAAUAAUUGAAAUCAAUGGAGAAAGCACAAGGGACAUGACACAUGCCAGAGCAAUAGAGCUAAUCAAGUCUGGUGGCAGGAGAGUGCGACUGUUGUUGAAACGUGGAACAGGCCAGGUCCCAGAAUAUGACGAACCAAACUCCUGGAGUGCUCCCUCUGCCACCUCCCCAGGUCUGCCGGAAGUAGCUCUUUCCCUCGACGACAUAAUCUCACCAUUAUCUUCAUCACACAUAGCCCCACCCUCUGACCCUUCUCACCAGAUAAGCCCAGAACCAACAUGGGAUAUCAAGAGGGAACACGAUGUAAGGAAACCAAAGGAGCUUUCGGUGAACGGUCACAAAAAGAAAAGGUUAGGAGAACAAAGAGAAAGGUCAGCAAGUCCUAAAAAGGUAGACAGGUCAAAGCACGAAGAGGCUUCUUGGAAAGGAUAUUCAGGAGGCAAAAGUAAGACCACUGAUGGUGGCAGGCCCACCUCAGAGAGCAAAGCGGUGGGACACAGCGUUAUGAUCGAGGCUGGCGCAAGAGAGCACGUGUGUGCUGGAACCAGUGAUGAACAGUUUGGGAGGCUGAGGAAGCCAGAAAGCAAGAGAGGAGGAUCUCUUAGCAAAAAAGAUCACAGAUCCACAAACACCUGUGAGAAGUCAGCUGCAGCACCUGACCAUGUCAAGACCGAUACAGGAGCUACCAAGACUUACAGUAGCAACCGCUGCAGCUCACCUGGAAGUGAUAUGGACCACAGCCAGAGGGACCCUGAUGGGAAACCCAGCGAGUUCCCCAGGAAGGGACAUCUCCACUCCAUUAGCACUCGCAGCACCAACACCACAGUUCGAAAGGCAACGGUCUCUCCAGGGCCAUGGAAAAUCCCUGGCUCAGAUAAGCUACCAAGCGUCCUGAAGUCUGGUACUUCUGCCAUGAGCAGAUAAGCAAGGGACUGUUGCCCUCUAACUGUCUCAAACUGACGCAGAACAUUCUUCUUAGUUUUUGUCUCACAUUGGUUUGUUUUAAUUUAUUUUAACUAUCACACAUAUACACAAAGCAUUGAGGAAUGAAAACAUUAGUGUGUAAUUCCAUGACAAUGUGCACACUAUCUAAUAAGUUCAAAAGCAUAUAGUCAACACAGAGAUUUAAAAUCGACCCUAAAGUCCCAGUUCCAUUUUAGGGACUUUGGCAGCUAUGGAAGAAACCAAAACAAUAUGAAGGACAGUACAUCAGAGAAGGAUAGUGCAGUGUAGCUUUAGCGUUUUUUUCCCACUGCAUGAAGGACUUGGAUUUCAUUCAAACUUUAUAUCAAGAAACUGGAACAAGUUAGAGCAAUCACAAACUGGAACAUCGCCUUAAAUAAAACUGCACGGAGCAAGCUGAAACCGAGAGAGGAUCUUUUCAUGGAGCUAAAAUGUUGUAAAUAAAUUGUUCUCGACAUAUCUAGACAGGGGUUAAAGGGUUUCUUUAAAGCAUCGUUCGGAACUGUACACCCAUGACACGUCUCCACUGUUAACGCUUUGGGAUAGUCCUCGUGGUACCCUGUAGAAUAGUUCACUGGGUGCUACGGGAGGAAUGGGGAAUCCAGUGGAUAGUUUCUGUGAUACCAUUUCUACUGCCAUUUUUGUGAACAAACCAUGUUUCUGUACAUUGGAAAGGAGUUAAGGUGGAGUUGUAUUUGCAAAUUAUUCUCAAAAGUGAUUUAUUACAGGUUCCCCAAGUCCUGCAAGGUAGCACACAAACCAAUUGGUCAGGCUCAAACCCCAGGCAUCUGCAAGGCCCUUGCAAUGAAAGGAAGAGUGCUACAGAGAAAAAGCUGCAGUUUCCUUAAGGAAAGGCCUUUCCUUCCUGCAGAAGAUGAUAGCAUCACUUAUCAACAGUGCUAUGUUUCAUACCCAUCUGCAUUUACUUAGGACACUUUCACCUCUCAUCCCCUCAGUUUGGCAGAGCAGGUGCCUUUCAGGCACAUGUCAACAAUAAUUAGACUGGUUUCUGAAAUACAGUUGUCGGUGUCCUCAUUCACUAAAUUCAGUAUUUUUCCAUUUUUAAAAUGGUUUCCAUUUUACCAUCUUUUCCCUAUCUCAAUUUUUUUUCUACUUUUUGUUUUUAUCUUUCUUGCUUGUCUGUUUUGAAUUUUAAGCCUUAAGUGCCAGGUAAACAUUCCAGUCUGCCUUCACAGGAAAUAACUCCGAGUUCAGUCAAUCAGUCAUUAUCUUGUUUCAAACAGAUGUGUGUGUGUCUGUGUAAGUGUGCGUAUGCUUAUUUGUCUGUCAAAAUUACAACAAAAUCCUGGGCAAUAAUACAUUGGUAAUUAAAAAAAAAAAUCGUAAAAGCUAAGUACUGUCAAAGAUUCAUAUUUAAAAAUUACUGUUCACUAGCAAUCUUAGUUCCUCACACGCUCUGCUGAAAAACUAGAUUGAGAUUGGCUUUGUUCCAAGAAAUUAGCACAUUACUGUAUGUCUCAAACAUUGCACUGGACUGCGAAAUUUAUAGACAUGUUUCUUCCUGUCCAAUUAUUUGAAAAGCCUCAAGUCAAGGAUUUUGCAGCUUUCAAACAUUUUUUUUUAAGAAAGAAAAAUCCAUUUAUAAUUUCUAAAAAAGCACAAAUCCAUGUAGCUGUUUAUAAAACUCUUAUUUAAUGGAAAAAAAGAUCUUUAUCCCCUGAACUAGAAUCCAAUAUAAUUUGCCAUUAAUUUAUUGAAUCUGAUUUUGGACAAUGCUUCUGUAGUGUAGAUGCACGUCCCAGUAUCUUAUUUUUAUGUAUAAAGAAAGCAAACAAUGAAAUCUGAAAAACAGUUGAGAUUAUGCUUGCAUAAACUCUAAUUUGCACAGUUCACAGCUACUCCUUGUGCAGUAAUUGCUUUAUGCGGCUGUAAUCGAUAACCUGUGAAGACAGCACAUCAUCUAAACCCCAUUCCAAAUAAUAUUUCUGUGUAGUGUUAGCUGUGAAUUUACCUUGUACAGCUCUAUCUCUAUAAAUAUAAUUCCAUGUAUUAAUAGUCACAGAAAGGCUGUAAGUGAGCAACUAUUUUUAUGAAACGCACCACUAUGGAUAAAUUAACUUUUACAGAAAUCUUGUUUACUGUAUGAUAUUCUAAACCACUGUCAAAUAAAAUAUAUAUCCAAAAAUCUUUCA